AAGCGGAAGUGGCCGCUGGGCCGCGGUGGCGGGUGAAGCCUUUCCCCUAGGGAUGGGCUCCAAGGCCAAGAAGCGCGUGGUGCUGCCCACCCGCCCGGCGCCCCCCACGGUGGAGCAGAUCCUGGAGGACGUGCGGGGGGCGCCCGCCGAGGACCUAGUCUUCACCGCCCUGGCCCGGGAAGACCCCCCAGCCCCCUCUGGGAGGGCCGAGGACACUGAGGCCCAGCGGGAGCAGCUCUACCAGCAGAGCCGGGUCUACGUGGCCACGAACCAGCGGCUGUGGCAUGCGGGCGCCCAGCUGAAGCAGCAGCGCGAGGAGCUGCGGCGGGCACGCGAGGAGCUGGAGCAGGAGGGUCCCUGGAAGCUCGGGGCAGUGCUGGGACCCAGCACGCAGGGCCCUGACAAGGGAGACCCUGCGCAUCCCAGGAAGAAAGAGUGUCUGCUUCACCCUGAGAGACCCCAAAACUGGAGACUUGACCUUGGAGGCCCAGGUGUCAAGAAAGUGCGGGCUUGCCUCUAGUGGCAGCAGUGGACGCCAGGCUGCCUCCUCCAGGGCGCACUGGCUAACAGCGGGCCCUUGGGGUGAGCUGCUUCCCCUCUCCCUGCCCUGCCUGGCCUCCGAGUGGGGCCGCCUGUCUUUGGGGCACUGUCCACCCUCCGGAUCCCCCCGGCAUCAGGCAGAGACACUCCACUGACUCCUGCCGGGUGCCUCCCCCUGCGCCUGUCCUGAGCGCUCUCCCUGCACCCCCGGGUCACGCUGGGGCUCAGCCCUCGGGCGUCCCCUUGCGUCCUCACGGUUGUGGGGAGCGAGGCUCUGCGGGCGGCACGUGGACCCCCACCCCGGCUUGUCCCCUCUGGAGACGGGCGCAGGCAGUGUGGAGCGCAACUCAACAGCUGUUUAUUAAAGGUGCAUAUGGGACGCCUGGUUCCGCGGCCUCCUUCCGCCAGAUGACGGCUUUACGGUUGGGGGGACGGGAUGGCACGGGGCUGUACAUAUUUACAUGUGUCCGGUGGCACUGCAGACCCAGGAGGGAGACGCAGGGUGGAGGGGGAGCCUAGACCGCUGGGCUCGGGCUGUAGCCGGCAGGGUGGCAGGGGUCAGGUGAUGCACCGAAUCCAGAACCCAGCUCGUGGCGUCCGUCUGCCCCUGGGCCAAGGUCCGGGAGUGGGUGCCCCAUGUCCCCUCAGCGGGUGGCCAGGCGGCGUCCUGAGGGCUUCAGACUGUGGUCCUCCAGCUCCUGCCUCAGACGACUGUCCAGCAACCGCCACUGCUUUCCUCCAGGAAGCCCAUCUUCUCAGGGCCCUGGGCCCCCACUGGCCCGCUGGGCUGGGUGAUGAGGUGUGGCUGGCCCCGCUGCAGGGUUUGGACAAGGCAGAGGUGGCUCUGACAGGAUGGCCCCGGCCUGGGGAGAGAACGCCUGGGCCAGACAGAGGGCAGCGGGGGCGGCCGGGGAGGGUCCUCUGCCCCCAGUCACGGUGGCCGCGCUGCUCGCCGAGAGGUAGCUCUGGGAGUUCGCCCCACGGCCCACGUGGGGAGACAGGCACACAGCGGCCAGAGCGCCACCUGGGUCUCCCAGUGCGGGGGGCUCCCACCCCACCCCUCACGGCGGGGCGAGCUGGGGUGGGGCCCCCUUUUCCAGGGGAGGCUGGCCCGUGGUGGUGGGGGGCAGCAUCCUUCAGCCCCCAUAUCUGAGAAGGCGCUCGGAAGACCCCCCAGCCCCGCCCUUCUGGCUACUGAAGGGGACUGGGGGCCGGGGGCGUCUGGUUUCUGAGACGCGUCUGAUCCUGAUCCUGAUCCGCCAGGGGGCCGGGUUCCUGGCACCCUGCUCAGCCCCCGGCCUCCUCCACUGCUGCCGCCGGCUGGCCCUCCACAGGAGGGGCACGUGGUGCAGCCCUUCCCUCGUGCUGCGUCCAGGCCCUCAGGCAGAGUCCUGGCGCCUGUCCUGCAGGACGGGUGUCGGGUGUGAGGGAGAGGUUGCAGCGAGUCUGUGUGUCUCAGCGGCGGCACGGUGUCCGAGGGAGAGGAGGGGCAGUCGGUGGCGCCCGGGGUGGAGAUGGGGCCCCUCUAGCACCUCCUCUUGACUCAGCCUUGCUCCCCCUCCUCCCAGAGAAAGGACGGACGCCGGCACAGGGUUCCCCGGCCCCAGGAGCAGCUCUGCAGGGCGACUGUGACUGCAUAUCCGCGGGUCGGCCGAGAGCAGCCCCGCCCAGAGCCGGGUUCUGCAGGGAGGCGGUGGGCGGCUCUUCCUGCAGGUGUGCCGGGGCUCCCCCUCCGCCUCCUCUGGGACCAGCUCCCUGCAGCACCUGUGGGCUCCAGGGCCUCCCACUCCGAGUCCCACAGCUGUGCUGGACCUCAGGGAGGAGGCCGUGCCCGCACGGAGCCCACAGAUCCAGGGCUUCCCGCGUCGCAAAGGAGAUUGAGAUCGAAAAGGGAAAGGCCGGGGGCCGGGCGGGCGCCUGCCGGGACGUCCUCUCUUAGAGUGCAGUCCAGGCCCGGCGGCGGGGCGGUCAGCCGGGCCCCGGCCUCCCCUCGGUGCCCCGCCCGCCUCGGCCAGAGCCCUCGCGGCACGCCUGCCUCUCCGUGUUCCUUACGAGGGUUGCGGGGGUGCUGUGUCCAGACCACCCCCGGCCAGUCCCGGGGUGCUCCAGGCUCCCUACACUCGCCGUCUCCGGUGGGGCCCCCUUUCUGUGGGGCUCAGCCGCGCCCCUCCCCCGUGCCCCACGCCGAGGCUGAACAGGCAGACGAACCGGCUAAACCCUCGUGAACAAGUUACUCAGCCUUGCCCGUAAUUACAGGCUUCCUGCUGCGCCUGCUCUGCCACGGUUGCCUGCCGCUGCCCCCAGCUGGCAGGCUCCCGUCCCCCACGUCGGCGGGCGGGCACUGUCACCUCCCUGCGGCUCCCCGGAGGGGAGGGGAGGGGGUGUGGUGCUGAUGCUGGGCCCGGUGGGGUCAGGAGCCCAGGAGGGCACUGCCGAGGACAGCCCCAGCCAGGAGCGCGGUCUCCGCGUGGGGGCCAGGCUGGGACGGCGCCCCCGUGGGCGCCCCCUGGCGGGGACGUAAGGUCCACCCUGCAGCUCACUUUCCUUGCGGAGCCCCCUGGGCACGGAAGCAAGCGUCUACGCAGUGAGUGUGGGGCCCGUACGGGCAGGGCAGAGGCUCAGAGGGCGGGGGCCCGGGUGGGCAGGCGGGUGCUGGGACCACCCUCGGGGCAGCCAGACGGCCCUGGGCCGGGAGAGGAC
Molecule: messenger RNA, 3240 nt
Organism: Balaenoptera musculus (blue whale)
Lineage: Eukaryota; Metazoa; Chordata; Mammalia; Artiodactyla; Balaenopteridae
Gene: C3H19orf25
Product: chromosome 3 C19orf25 homolog
Exons: 4
Coding region: 53-520 (155 amino acids)
Source: RefSeq, a predicted model, not a curated record